AUUUCGAGCUGGUGAUGUUGUUUGUCGGCUUCCCCAUUCGUUAUCAGGUUUCAAACAGAUCGUUCCGAACCCAAAGGAUUUCGGCUCAGUUGCUUCGCAGUCAUCACCGUGAUCGGUUCGCUAAUCAGAUCAAGCCGUGUAAAGUGUCUUCAGUGAGUGAAAAUAAAAGUUAAGUCGCAUCAACCAUGAGUUGUCCCGUAGGAAAUCAUAAUGGGGACCCCCAAAGCGGUGAACGGCUAGGAGCAGAAGCCGGAAUGCUGUACGGAGAAUACCUUAUGCUCGAUAAAGUGCUCAGCGCCCAAAGAAUGCUCUCAGUCGAAAGCAACAAACCGGUACAUGAUGAACAUCUAUUCAUCGUUACCCAUCAAGCUUAUGAACUGUGGUUCAAACAGAUCAUAUUUGAACUUGACUCCAUUCGCAACCUUUUUAACACCGAGCACAUGGAAGAAUCGAGAACGCUGGAAAUUUUGAAACGGCUCAACCGAAUCGUCAUGAUUCUUAAGCUUCUGGUGGACCAAGUACCCAUACUGGAGACCAUGACUCCGCUGGAUUUCAUGGACUUCCGUGAUUUCCUGUCGCCCGCUUCCGGGUUCCAAAGUUUGCAGUUCCGCCUGCUGGAGAACAAACUGGGCGUCAAAACCGAGCACCGCGUCAAGUACAACCAAAAAUAUUCGGAAGUCUUUGCCAGUGACCCGUGUGCCAUCGAGAGACUCUCCAUCACUGAGAGUGAACCAUCGUUGGCCGAUCUGGUGCAGAAGUGGUUGGAACGUACUCCAGGGCUGGAAACGAAUGGUUUCAACUUUUGGGGCAAGUUUCAAGGAAGCGUUGAAAAACUGUUGGCUGAUCAGGAAGCUAGUGCUAUGGAAGAAGAACAUGAAAACGUGAAAAACUACCGUCUGAUGGAUAUUGAGAAACGUCGCGAAGUGUACAAGUCGAUCUUCGAUGCAAGUGUUCACGAUGCGCUGGUUGCUCGUGGUGAUCGAAGAUUCACUCAUCGCGCAUUGCAAGGAGCUAUCAUGAUUACGUUCUAUCGCGACGAACCUAGAUUCAGCCAACCGCAUCAACUGCUAAUGUUACUGAUGGAUAUCGAUUCUCUGAUUACCAAGUGGCGAUACAACCAUGUGAUCAUGGUUCAAAGGAUGAUCGGAUCCCAGCAGCUGGGAACAGGCGGAUCAUCAGGAUAUCAAUAUCUUCGGUCCACUCUAAGCGAUCGCUACAAGGUGUUCAUCGAUCUGUUCAAUUUGUCAACUUUUCUGAUUCCACGUAGCUCCAUUCCACCACUUACCAGCGAAAUGCAAAAGGCACUAAAUCUCGCUUGGGGAUCACCGGUCCAUCAAGCAAGGAAAGUCAAUGGAUCAGCAAAUUAAACACAGCAAUUGAAACAUGGAUGAUCACUUCUAGUGUCCUGCUUAUUAUGUUUAGCUACUUCUCCUGAUUUUUAUCAUAUGAACGUAACAAUAGCGAUCGAUUUCUAAUUUUGACACAAAUGUGCUUACAUUGCAGAUUUUAAUAACCAAAUAACUGCAUUGUGCACGUUACGAAUAGUAACGAAAAGAAAUCGAUUACCGUAAACCGGGGUCAAAUUGAUCUCCGGGUCGAAAUUGAUCAGACGUUUUCCGUUAGAUAAAGUAUGUUUUAAAUAGUUUUCUCACAUGUAUCGUGUAGUAUAGGAUUCCUACAUCACGAUACUUGGAAGGAAACUAUGUAGAGUAUGCUUGAUCUAACUGAAAAACGUCUGAUCAAUUUCGACCCGGAGAUCAAUUUGACCCCGGUUUACGGUACUACAGUUUCGUCCAUACAAUAAUUAUCGUGAGAAAUCGUAAGUGUGAAUAACACAGAAGAGCUGAAUCUCUAUAAAAACGAACAAUUUGGGAAAUACAUUUAACCAUAUCCACUCA
Aedes albopictus (Asian tiger mosquito) is the source of this 1898-nucleotide messenger RNA. RefSeq names its product tryptophan 2,3-dioxygenase (gene vermilion). NCBI's taxonomy places the organism in Eukaryota, Metazoa, Arthropoda, Insecta, Diptera, Culicidae. The record is from RefSeq and is a predicted model, not a curated record. The coding region runs from base 186 to 1367 and encodes 393 amino acids. Gene Ontology annotation, molecular function: metal ion binding; heme binding; L-tryptophan 2,3-dioxygenase activity. The transcript has 7 exons.